CGGUGGGCCAGAGCUGAGGCGGCGGUGUUGUGUAGCGGGGCUGGGUCUGGGCAGCGGCGGGUCAGAGCACCUGGCCCAGCGUCAGCGGCUCCGGGGCGGGGGCGCCAGCGGCGAAGCCCCCUCCCCGGGGAGGCGGGAUCGAAACAAAGCCGGGGAAUCAUGCAUCAGAAGCUGCUGAAGAGCGCGCACUACAUCGAGCUGGGCAGCUACCAGUACUGGCCGGUCCUGGUGCCCCGCGGCAUUCGCCUCUACACCUACGAACAGAUCCCGGUGUCCCUCAAAGAUAACCCGUACAUCACCGACGGCUACCGGGCCUACCUGCCUUCCAGGCUGUGUAUCAAAAGUCUGUUUAUUUUAUCCAAUGAGACGGUAAACAUCUGGAGUCAUCUGCUGGGUUUCUUCCUCUUCUUCACCCUGGGAAUAUAUGACAUGACAUCCGUGCUGCCGUCGGCAAGUGCGUCCCGAGAAGAUUUUGUAAUUUGCUCCAUUUGUCUUUUCUGCUUCCAGGUUUGUAUGCUUUGCUCAGUGGGCUAUCAUCUCUUUUCCUGUCAUCGGUCAGAGAAAACUUGUCGAAGAUGGAUGGCAUUGGAUUAUGCAGGCAUUUCUAUUGGCAUACUGGGCUGCUAUGUCUCAGGAGUAUUUUACGCCUUUUACUGUAACAAUUACUGGCGUCAAGUAUACUUGAUCACCGUGCUUGCAAUGAUCCUGGCAGUGUUCUUCGCCCAGAUUCAUCCCAAUUACCUCACGCAACAGUGGCAGAGGCUCCGCCCUAUCAUCUUUUGUUCAGUUUCGGGCUAUGGAGUGAUCCCAACUCUUCACUGGGUCUGGCUCAAUGGAGGAAUCAGUGCUCCUAUUGUCCAGGACUUCGCACCCCGAGUGGUUGUGAUGUACGCGAUCGCUCUCCUUGCUCUCCUCUUCUACAUUUCCAAAGUUCCCGAGCGGUACUUUCCAGGACAGCUAAACUACCUCGGAUCAAGCCACCAGAUCUGGCAUGUCCUUGCGGUAGUGAUGUUAUACUGGUGGCACCAGUCGACAGUGUACGUCAUGCAGUACAGGCACAGCAAGCCUUGCCCUGACUAUGCUUCGCACCUGUAAAUUCAGGUAUGGCCACCUGGUGAAUCCAGUCAUUAAGCAAUAUACAGCGGGGAAUUUUAGACCCCAUUAUUUCUAAGGUUCUCAUUUUUUUACUUUUUUUUUUUUUUUUUUGCUUUAUAAAAAUGGAAAAGCAUACUUGGAUCUGUAGUAAGAGCUGUGGUUGAUCCUUGCAACUGUGAUUUGCUGUUUGCACAGAUGGUGAAAAUUUAGAUGCAUUGAGACAUGGAACAACAUUGAGUGGUAGCAGUGGGUAUGAAACUACUCUAAAAACGGGGCUCAUUCUACGUAAGACCAACUCCAUUUUCUUAGGAAGGGCUCCUGUCUGUGUGCUUACUUUAAUAGGAGACAUUUUCACUAAAUGACCAAAUUUGCCUCUUCAAGGCAAGGGUUGUAGCCUGUGCUACUCCAGGCUAAGUAAUCCCAGCCUUCCCAUGCAGCGUGUGAGAGACUGGCCCCGAGGAUUCCCCACAGCCAUUUCUCCUCUCCUUAGGAACAUUCUUUCUUUCUUUCUUCCUUCCUUCCUUCCUUCCUUCCUUCCUUCCUUCCUUCCUUCCUUCCUUUUUUUUUUAGUUUGCUAACAAAAAAAUCUUAAUUUCUCCUUUGAGACAUAGAGAAAGGUGUUGAGAAAAAACAUUUUUAAAAAGAAUAUUAGAUUGGAAACCAGGGGCACGACUGAUCAACACAGUCUGAUGGCUAGAUCAUCAACUACCUAAUUUUAUUCCAAAUAUUAUUUCAUUCCAUAUUAUAACUGGAUUCUUGACAAUGAAUUUUGAUUCGACUUUUCCCAAAGAACUUUCAUCUCUAACUCUAGUCCUAAGAUUCAUGCUGAUGAGCUCAAAACCGUGUGGGUGCUACUUGGAAGGCCAUGAGAGUUGAGUGGCCCUGUCUUGACCUUGUGAAGUGAACCUUAAGCCUUAGAAGUCACGCCCACGUCUCACAUGAUAGUGAUAUUAUUCACCACAGCCCAGCCCUAGGCCUGCUUACACUAGUGCUAACAUUACAUUGACAACUUACCGUACAGAUAAACACCAUGGACUAUUCAUAGCUGAAGCAUGGUCUUGUUAAUAGUAGAUCCUACUGCCCUGUCAGAUAGUGUAACUUCUAUUCCUUGGACUUUUGAAGAGCAUAAAUUAAAUCAUUUAUAGUAUUCAUAAAAUUUCCAUUGUCCACUGAAGCAUAAAGUAUUACCUAUUUCUUAAUAAGUUAACAAGCUGGCAUAUUUUCAGGAAAAUGGAAUUAAAUAAUAUAUAAAAUUUUUCUUGACAAUGAUGCUUAUUCCCUAAAUGCACUUUCUACAUUUGGUAUUAGGAAGAUUGAUAUGCCUCGGUUUAUGCCUCUGCAGAGUGUUUCUUUCUAGUGCAGUGGUUUUGGAGUUCAAGUUUCCCAUGCUGGUAUGUCAGAAGUUUUCUCCUGUGGACUCAGUCAAGGCCACCAUUUCAUGACCGUUGCGUGCUGGAGUGCUCCUUUCAAAGUGUCUGUUGUACCUUAGAUCACAAAUUCAAUUCAUAUGCUCAACUCUAGAUGGUCUGGACAUGACGAAAGUAGGCUAUGUUUUUCAAAUAAUAACCUUGGUUGGAAUAUGUUGUUCUUGAAUACACAUUUUACCAUUUUGGCCAGAAUUAAUAUACUAAGUAGUUUUUAAGUAAAAAAAUGAGGAAAGUCCAGCAAUUUUAAGCAUGGAGCCAUUUUUAUUAUGAACUCAAAAAAAUUUCAAUUCUUUUAAUUUUUUUUUUUUUCUUUUUUCAGACAAGGUCCCACUCUGUAGCCCUGGUGGGCAUGGAACUUGCUAUGUAGACCAGGCUGGCCUUGUACUCAUAGAGAUCCACCUGCCUCUCCCUUCCAAGUGCUGGGAUCUAAGGCAUGUGCCACCAUGUCCAGCCCUCUAAGUUUUACUUUCUUCAAAUGCCUGGUUUCUUUUUGUACAUGCAUUCUGUAAUAACUGCUAUAUGUGUAACACAUAAAAAGAGCAUACUUUGUUUUCCAACAACUAUUCUUUGAAUAGGUCUGAUUGUAAGGACAGUUUUUCUGUGUUCUCUGAAAAUAUUGGAUAUUAUAAAUAAACUAUUGUCCUCAUCUUUUGUCCUUAUAAUGUAUUUAUUAUAAAAGAAUGAAUGACUGUGGAUUGCUGUCAACUAUAAACACUUAUGUAUGUCAGCAUUUAUUGACCAUCUACUGUGUGCAUAACACUACUGAUAAAAAUUUUAUUCACAUUAAAGAAUAUUUGACAACUGCUUACAAAUCUGAGCUUUGUAAUAAUGUAUAUUUUUGUUUUUAUCAGUUUACUAAAAUAGGUAGAAAAUUGUAUUUCCAGCUACAGUAUUUAAAAAGGCCAGUCUUACUUUUACCUGUAAAUAAACUAUAAAAGCUAAGAAGACUUUAAAAGUACACUUUUUAACUCUCUUGCUGUUUUAAAUUAUAAUAAUUUAUAGAGAUACAGUUAUCCUUCUCUAUAAAGCUAUUUUCAAACACCAGGGCACCGCUCAUCUUUUUGGCUUAUACUAGGUGCAGUCGGUAACUGCAUGGCAGUGUGCGUAUGUAAAUAAGUGGGGUUUACUAAAGUGUGCAUAUGUAAAUA
Messenger RNA from Chionomys nivalis (European snow vole), 3670 nucleotides. It is a transcript of the gene Paqr3, whose product is annotated as progestin and adipoQ receptor family member 3. Lineage: Eukaryota; Metazoa; Chordata; Mammalia; Rodentia; Cricetidae. The record is from RefSeq and is a predicted model, not a curated record. The transcript is spliced from 6 exons. The coding region runs from base 160 to 1095 and encodes 311 amino acids. Gene Ontology annotation, cellular component: membrane. Gene Ontology annotation, molecular function: signaling receptor activity.